AUUCCGCCCUUGUUACGCGACUCAAGAUUCAUGUUCCAAGUCUCACAAUCUUUUCCAAUCGUACGCUCGUGGCUCGCCCCAAUUAUAAAUAAAUCCCCAAAAUGAACUCGGACUCCAUAACUCAUCGCCCUCUAUUAUUAUUUCGCAAAAGUGCGAGAUGAACCGAACCCACCUCGAUCUCUCACCAAUUCGCCGAUAUCGCAAAAUUAACCUCAAUUCCUCGAAAUUUCAAGUUAUGUGGGAUUAUGUGGUUUGAGCAUUGAUUAAUGUUUUGGCAUGGAUGGUGUGUAACUGAUGUAGCAUCGGAUCAGUGUCUUUGUUUCUCUCGUCAGCUAAGAACAUUGCCCGGGGUUUUUUUAUUUCUGAAUUGGUGGAUAGCUAAGGAACAUAGUUCAUGGACUUGAAUGCAUCACCGUUGCCUGAAGAUGAUGAACAGUCAUAUGAAGAAUAUGUUGAUGAUGCACAACCAUCAGAAUCAGUGCAAACCAUGCUUAGGGAGCGUGAAGAAAGGCGUCGUCGGUUGAAAAGAGAAAACAGGGAUGAAGGUCCGAAGCAGUUUUCAGAACCUUCUAGGAAUGAUUAUAUGCAUCAAAAUAGAACUUCCAGAGGUUAUGGAAGGGUUAGGCAGCUCCCACAAGGUUGGUUGGAUUGCCCUUCACAUGGACAACCCAUAGGAUAUAUGAUACCUUCAAAGGUUCCUCUAGAUGAAUCUUAUAAUGAUUUAGUGGCUCCUGGCAAGAGAUAUUCUUCGAAACAAGUGAUAAAUUCCCUGAGAAGAAAUCAGCGGGAACUUGGUUUGGUGAUUGAUUUGACAAAUACAACACGGUACUAUUCACCAUCUGAAUGGACAAAGCUAGGUAUUAAGCACAUCAAGAUCCGAUGCAAGGGGCGGGAUGCUGUACCAGAUAAUGAGUCUGUCAAUUCAUUUGUCUAUGAGGUUAUGCAGUUCCUCUCCCGUCAUAAGCACUCAAAGAAGUAUAUUCUUGUCCACUGUACACACGGGCAUAAUCGUACGGGUUUCAUGAUUAUCAACUUCCUCAUGCGUUCACAGCCUAUGCAUGUAGCAGAGGCGGUAAACGUAUUUGCUCAGAAGCGGCCUCCAGGAAUCUACAAACAAGAUUACAUUGAAGCACUGUACACAUUUUACCAUGAAAGUCCUGAAAAUUUGAUUUGUCCUCCCACUCCAGAAUGGAAGAGACCUUCAGAUCUUGAUUUGAAUGGUGAAGCUAUGCCAGAUGAGGAUGAUGAUGGAAAUACUGACGCUCACGCUCCUUUGCAUGAACAUGUGGAGAACACACUGAUAACAAAUGAUGAUGUCCUAGGAGAUCCAAUACCUUAUGACCAGCAAGAUGCUAUGCGCCAUAUUUGUUACCAGUUAUUUGAUUUGACUCCUAGUGGGAGAGGAAAUGCACAAUUUCCGGGAUCACAUCCUGUUUCUCUCAACAGGGAGAAUCUGCAAUUACUUAGGCAACGCUAUUAUUAUGCUACAUGGAAAGCUGACGGGACCCGGUAUAUGAUGCUUAUUACCACCCAUGGCUGCUACCUAAUUGAUCGAAAUUUUACUUUCCGUAGAAUCCAGAUGCGAUUUCCUAUGAAGAAUAUUAAUGAGGGCUUCCAUAACUUGACAUUGCUUGACGGAGAAAUGGUUAUCGACAAAAUACCUUCUGGACUUAAGAGAAGAUAUCUGAUAUAUGAUUUGGUGGCACUUAGUUCUCGUUCUGUAGUAAAGCUGCCCUUUUCUGAAAGGUGGAAACUACUUGAGGAAGAAGUAAUUCGACCUAGAAAUCAUGAAAGGAAACAGUUUGAAAGCGAGGGUAAAUGCAACCCAAUAUAUAGAUACGACAUGGAGCCAUUUGCAGUUAGGCAGAAGGGAUUUUGGUUACUAUCUACAGUUAAUAAGCUGCUAAAAGACUUUAUACCAAAUCUUUGUCACGAAGCUGAUGGCCUUAUUUUUCAGGGCUGGGAUGAUCCAUAUGUACCCCGUACCCAUGAAGGGCUUCUGAAAUGGAAAUAUCCUCAAAUGAACUCAGUUGAUUUCCUUUUUGAGGUGGGAAGUGAGAACCGACAAUUGCUUUUUCUGUAUGAGAGAGGAAAAAAGAAGCUUAUGGAUGGAGCUCAAAUUGUAUUUAGAGGUGAUGAGGACAUCUCUUCCCUCUCUGGCAAGAUUGUUGAGUGCUGCUGGGAUGCAGAUGCCGACAGCUGGGUGUGUAUGCGUGUUAGAGUGGAUAAAUCCACUCCAAAUGAUAUCAACACUUACAGAAAGGUUAUGCGCAGUAUCAAGGACAAUAUUACGGAGGAAGUAUUGCUCUCUGAGAUUGCAGAGACAGUUCGCCUCCCAAUGUAUGCAGAUAGGAUAGCGGUAGCAGAAGCUCAGAGGCUUCACCAGCAUCGCCGUAGGUGAAAAAAAGUGUUCUCAAGAUAGUGCCUGGAGUAAAUAGCUAGGGCCUUUACUGGCUACUACUUGUCUCUAGUAGUAUAGAUGUGUAAUUAUAGGAUCUGUUUUUGUAGAACUGUUGUUCGACUGGGUCUUAUAUUUUACAAGCAUAGUUCGAGUAGAAAGUAUUAUGUGCGUCUUCUUUUCUCUCAGAUAUAUUUUUUUUAGGAAGACACGUAGAUUGGCAAGACUUUUAUGAGUGUAGAAAUGCAAGAUGGUGUGGUUAUCAGGCGGUUGAUUGUGAUGAGGUGAUUAAAUAAAAGGAUGGCAUUUAGGUCU
Asparagus officinalis (garden asparagus) is the source of this 2713-nucleotide messenger RNA. Its product is annotated as mRNA-capping enzyme. Bases 395 to 2401 code for a protein of 668 amino acids. The transcript has 19 exons. The record is from RefSeq and is a predicted model, not a curated record. Gene Ontology annotation, biological process: 7-methylguanosine mRNA capping; protein dephosphorylation. NCBI's taxonomy places the organism in Eukaryota, Viridiplantae, Streptophyta, Magnoliopsida, Asparagales, Asparagaceae. Gene Ontology annotation, molecular function: ATP binding; mRNA guanylyltransferase activity; protein tyrosine/serine/threonine phosphatase activity.